This is a messenger RNA of Panicum virgatum (switchgrass), 2031 nucleotides long. RefSeq names its product indole-2-monooxygenase-like. Bases 4 to 1683 code for a protein of 559 amino acids. Gene Ontology annotation, molecular function: oxidoreductase activity, acting on paired donors, with incorporation or reduction of molecular oxygen; iron ion binding; heme binding. The transcript is spliced from 3 exons. The record is from RefSeq and is a predicted model, not a curated record. Lineage: Eukaryota; Viridiplantae; Streptophyta; Magnoliopsida; Poales; Poaceae.
UCUAUGCAUCAGAACAAGCACUUUCGAGGAACCAUGGAUCACAUGAAUUUAGCAUACCAACUCCUGCAAGCGACCACACCUCUAGCACAACUUCUCCUGCUCGUCCCUCUCCUCCUGCUGCUGGGGCAUUCCAUCUCUCGAGGCCGUCAUGGCAGCAAGAAGCAGCGGCCGAAGCGUUGCCUUCCCCCUUCUCCUCCAGGCUUGCCCAUCAUCGGCCACCUGCACCUCGUCAGCGACCUCCCACACGUCUCCCUCCGCGGCCUCGCCGCGAAGCACGGCGGCGGCGGCCUCGCCGCGAAGCACGGCGGCGGCGGCCUCAUGCUCCUCCGAUUCGGCACUGUCCGGAGCCUGGUCGUGUCGUCCCCGCAGGCGGCGCAGCUGGUCCUGCGUACGCAGGACCACGCCUUUGCCUCGCGGCCGGCGUCCAAGGUCGCCGACGUCCUGUUCUACGGGUCGACGGACAUCGGUUUCUCCCCCUACGGCGAGCACUGGCGCCAGCUCAGGAAGCUCAUCACCACGCACCUCUUGUCCAUCAAGAAGGUGAACUCCAACCGCGACGCCCGACAUGACGAGGUGCGCCUCGUUAUGGAGAAGAUCCGGGAGGUGGCGGCUGCAGCCAAGGCGGUGGACAUCAGUGAGGCGAUGAACACGUUCGCAAACGACAUCGUGUGCCGAGCCGUGUCGGGCAAGUUCUUCAGGGCAGAAGGCAGGAACAAGCUCUUCCGGGAGCUGAUCGAGGCGAACACUCGUAUGAUCGAUGGGUUCAACCUGGAAGAGUACUUCCCAGGGGUAGCGAAAGCGUUAGGCUCGCUCACCGGCUGGUUUACGAGCAACAAGGCAGACGAGGCACGCAAAAGAUGGGACGGGUUGCUUGAAACUAUAAUAACUGACCACGAGGGACGAAGAAGAAGCUCGGAGCAUGGGCAUGUUGCUGGUGGUGUUGAGCAAGAAGAGAGUGACUUUAUCGAUGUGUUGCUCUCGGUUCAGAAGGAGUACGGCAUCACCAGAGACCAUAUCAAGGCCAUCUUGAUGGACAUGUUUGGUGCGGGCACGGACACUUCAUCGUUGGUUCUAGAGCUCGCCAUGGCGGAGCUCAUGCGCAACCCUCAGCUCAUGACCAAGCUACAAGCCGAGGUGCGGGUGAACACACCCAGAGGACAACAAAUGGUGGCGCAAGACGACAUAGCUAGCAUGACAUUUCUGAGAGCCGUUGUGAAAGAGACGCUCAGGCUGCACCCACCGGCGCCGCUGCUUCUCCCUCACCUUGCUAUGGUGGAAUGCGAGGUCGAUGGCUACACGAUCCCAGAGGGGACGCGAGUCAUCAUCAAUGAAUGGGCUAUUGGUAGAGAUCCAGAAUCCUGGGAGAAGCCGGAGCAGUUCAUGCCUGAGAGGUUCACCGAAGGUGGCAGCGCUGCGGCCAUCGACUUCAGAGGCAACGAUUUUCAGUUUGUGCCUUUCGGGGCUGGCCGGAGGAUCUGCCCUGGCCUCAACUUUGGCAUGGCUACUGUUGAGAUCAUGCUGGCAAACCUUGUCUACUGUUUUGACUGGGAGCUGCCGGCUGGCAUGAAGAAGGAGGACAUAGAUUUGACGGAGGUGUUUGGUUUGACUGUCCAUCCAAAGCAGAAGCUCGUCCUGGUCCCAAAACUACGUGCUAUUGGUGCUCAUGCCCUGCAAGCUGAGUGAUCCUUUUCAGGUCUCGUUUGGAAACACAAUGAUCCCCUUCGAUCCAUACGUACUAGGAGGGAUUGAAGGAAAACUAGCUAGUUCAUUUUCGACUCCAAUCCAUAUAAAUUAAGAGGGAAUCAGGGAAUAAAUCCAUCUAAAUAUGGCUUUGAGUGGAUGUACAUUUACCUGAUAUACAUCUACUCUAAUCCAUAUGUCCUUACGGUCUUUUGUAUAGUAGGCGUAUGUACAAUUAUACUUUACUAGUCAAGUAUACUAUAGCACGAAGGAUGUAUGUCCAUUCACCAUAUUGUACAAUAACCAUAGAGUAUUAUGAUUUCGGAUAAUUACACAAUCAGUUAUGUUUUA